Zootermopsis nevadensis is the source of this 1381-nucleotide messenger RNA. Lineage: Eukaryota; Metazoa; Arthropoda; Insecta; Blattodea; Termopsidae. The record is from RefSeq and is a predicted model, not a curated record.
AUGCGCCCGGGGUCAACCAUCAGAAAAUGGGUGGACAUGGGGGCUGCUGAUUGGCUGAGGACCAAUGGAUGGAACCCCCACCACGACACCGUCAUCCUGAUCCACGGCUACGGCGGCCAGGAAGGCUCCUUCCCCAUGGUCGUGCUACGCGACGCGUACCUGUCCAAUGGCCGAUACAACGUGUUCACCGUGGACUGGGGGUCCCUCUGCCAGCCGCCGUGCUAUGCUGCAGCCGUGCACAACAUGAAGCCCGUGGCACGAUGUGUGUCGCAUCUGUUCACCUUCCUGAGGGACAGCGGCGUCUUGCUGCACAGGACGACGUGCGUCGGCCACAGUCUGGGGGCGCACGUGUGCGGGUUGGCAUCCCUGAACCUCUUCUUCAGGAUGCACAGGAUCAUAGCCCUGGACCCGGCGCGUCCUCUUGUUUGGGGCGCCAACAAACUGAGAGACGUGGACGCCAACGUGGUGCAGGUGAUCCACACGAAUGCCGGCCAAUUCGGCGAGGCCGGCCGCCUGGGCACCGUCGACUUCUGUGUGAACGGCGGUAGAGUGCAGCCCACCUGCUUCAAUAAAACAAACGUGGCGCUGUGCAGUCACGUGACGGCAGUGUGUUACAUGGCGGAGAGCGUCAAUCCCGCGACGGCUCGCGUCGCUGUCCCUUGCAGCAGCCGACGUUGUCUCAGCGGCUCCAGGCGUCCAGACGCUUAUACGGGGAUGGGUGAGCCCGUUGUGAUGGGGCAGCACACCCCGGACAGAGCCACAGGGACCUUCUGCGUGUCCAACGAGGACGAGCCAUUUUGCCCUGCAGCAGCUGGGGCCGUCGGAGACGUCAGAUGUUGCAGUCACAGAUGGAUCUAAUGAACAUCGGAUGUGUGUUACUUCAGAGACGCCGAGCGUCGCAUGCAAAUACGAAACUGUUUAAUGCAUUUCAGCAAAGACAGCCAACUAAGCGAUCCACUUCUUGGUCGUUGUCUUCCAAUAAGGGCCUAUAUGGAUGUGCUCCUGAAAAGAAAAAUCCACGUAAAGCGAAAACAUUUUCCACACAAAUUAAAACGAAAAAUCCGACGGUCACGUUCCUGUGAAACUUGGUAACCUAUUUCGGCAAUUAAGGCAAAUUUAAAAUUUCAGUGAGAAGAGGGAACAAAUCUACCUCGUAAAUGAAGUUGCCACUCAGGAAAAUGAUUCUUGAUGUAACAUACUGACCUAAAAUUAAGAAAGGCGUCGACAUUACGGCAUGGAAAAUGCAUAUUCUUGAGUAGCCUUUGGUUACUGUAGUUUGGUUCUAAAAGUAUAAAGACUAUGAAUAAGACUGGCACAUAAUGUUACAAUUAUUAUAAUUAACCACUUAAUUCUCUUAGACGAAAAUAAAUAUUUGAGGACA